This is a messenger RNA of Thamnophis elegans (Western terrestrial garter snake), 3158 nucleotides long. It is a transcript of the gene TMEM263, whose product is annotated as transmembrane protein 263. The transcript is spliced from 4 exons. The record is from RefSeq and is a predicted model, not a curated record. The coding region runs from base 1011 to 1361 and encodes 116 amino acids. Lineage: Eukaryota; Metazoa; Chordata; Lepidosauria; Squamata; Natricidae.
AGGGGGCGCAGGUAGGGAGGUAGGCAAGGGAGCCCAAACGCCGCCCGUGCAAAAUUGCCCCGAGAACUGUUCUGAGCGUGGAAGGAAGGGCUUCCCGCUAGGUGCCAUCCCGUAGCAAGGGAGGGGAACCGGAGAAGCAUAGCGAGGACAAGGGGACCGAACUUAGUGUUGUGGGAAAAGGAAAGCCUCCAACAAGGAGUUGUGUUUCUUCCCUGAGCUUCUCCGAGCAGCCUUGCGCUUCCCGAGGUUAGCGUCGCAGCGUUCGGUGAGAACAGUCUCCCGGGCGCAAAUUUCCUCGGAUUGCCGCUUUCCAGCUCCCCUUUAAUGGCGUUGUCGGUAGGUCUUCACCGUUUUAGACGUCCACCAGCCUUCCCUGCAGAGCCAGUUUGGCUGUUGCUUUGAUUGGAAAGCGAGGAGAGAGAAUUGGGGGGGGGGGGGAGGAAAAAUAACGCAGCGUCUCUAGAGGGUUUUCUCCCCCCGGGAAAGAGAGCAAGGCACACUCAGCGGUGCGGGUGCAAAAGGAGGUAAAAAUAGAUUACGCAGGAGAAAAGGCAAAAGUGUGGCCAGUAUGUUCUGGCAGCGGAUAUUUAGAUUGGAGGAAAAGGGAGGGGGGGUUCAACGUGGAAGGGCCCGCGGGGAGGUGGGGAAAAGAAGCCCGGCUGCACGUCAACAGCAGUAUGGCUCCGGGUACUGCGCCUGCCUCCUCUGCCACGUCACUGCUGCGUGCCAUCCAUCAGCCCUUUGUGUUUGCUGGGCUCCCAUUUAGAGCCCUUCUGCGAUGGGGAGGCUGCUGUUUACGCUUCUGUUCCCGAGUGUUUUUUCAGGCUUGAUCCCGGUGGGGAACAUUGUUAUUACUCUCGGUGGAAAACAGGGUUGGGUAUAAUGCAUGUCCGCAGAUUGUCAAACAGCUCAUUGGAUGCUCUGAAAAUUAAUACUGCGCCUUCAUUAGAUAGUUUACUAUAUGCGUAAAAUCACAUUGGGACAUUUGAAUACAGUAAUAUUUGGCAAUAAUGAACCAGACAGAGAAGGAUGAGCAAGAUGUUCCUCCAUAUCUUAACAGUGAACCCCCAGAAGAUUCAGUAAAAGAUCAUCCGCAACAACAGCCUGGCAUGCUCUCCCGGGUGACUGGCGGCCUCUUCAGCAUAACCAAAGGAGCUGUCGGUGCCACAAUUGGUGGCGUAGCAUGGAUAGGAGGGAAAAGCUUUGAAGUGACCAAAACAGCAGUAACAGCUGUGCCUUCCAUGGGAGUAGGAUUAGUUAAAGGAAGUGUUUCAGUUGUGACAGGAAGUGUUACAGCUGUAGGAUCUGCUAUCUCAAGCAAAGUGCCUUUAACUGGGAAGAAAAAGGAUAAAUCUGAUUAAAGAAAUUCAGUACUGUUUCGUUGAGGAACUUACGUGGCUAUGGGACUUACACGAUUUGGAAUACUGUAAGGUCACCAUUCUGGAGGAAUAUCUAAUGAACUGAAAGAAUUAACUUUCUUCUGCAAGGAACAUUAACAGCCUGGUAUCACAGAAACUUUAGAUUUCUUCAGGAAUUUGUCUGGUGAAAUGUUACACUUGAUUAAAAAAAAAAGGAAUCAAGUACAUGGAUCUGAAGGAAUGGCUUACAUUUGAACAUUAAUUCACUUUUCGAAAUCUUGAAUUAAAAAUGUGAAAAUAGAAGUGGAAGGAAUGACUUGGCAAAAAGUUAAGCACUUCAUGGUUCUGAUGAUAAUAGCUCCCUUUAAAAUAAUUUCAGCAUUAAAGUGCUUAAAUAUUAGCCUGAUUAUGCCCUUAAUUGGUUGCCUCUGCCAUACACAGAUACAUUGAUGUUCUAGCUUCAAGCCUAUGGUGUCUAUAUUUUUUGGAAAACAGUCCUUGAACUCCCUAUAGAGUCCUUGUCUAUCUUUGCUUUUUCAAACUAUUUUUAUAAACACUAAAUUCUUUAGACGUCAACUGUCGCAAGGAUGUGUUUGUUUGCGCACACGCAUGUAUAUGUGUGUAUAGUAUAUUGAGUCAAAUCAUGCCUUAUGGUGAAAAACAAUAUUUUUUACUUAGAGAAUCUUUUAAAGUUUUUGUAAUGUCUGACAUUUCAAAGCAGUCUGUAGGAGUACUACACUUUUUUUUAUCUGUUGAUACUGUCAAAGAAAGACUGCUAAAUCUCAGGUGUAGCGUACUGAUGUUCUCACCUGCAAAAUGAAAAGCCCUUUAUGUUGUUAGGUUGCUUAACUGAAAAUUAAUUCCAAGUUUACAUUAAGACAAUAUUGAGGUAACUUUUAGCUGUAAAAUAAAAUCAUUUCUGUGGUUUCUAGCCUCAAGGUACAAAUUUGUACUAUCUUAUUUCUAGAGUAAUACAAAUACAGCAAUUGCUGUUGCUGUGUAUAAUCUGUUUACCUGAGUAUCACCCAUUAUCGCUAGAAAUUUUGUAGAGUUUGAUGAAUUAUGCUUGAUAUUUUCAAUGAUUAUUAACAUAAAAUAUUUUCUACAAAUAAUACCUCAGCAGGUAGGUUUGCUGAAUGGCACCCAUGACCAAUAAUGAUAGAAACAAGUGAUUUGUAGAGAAAUGUAUUUCGUGCAUACAUUUUCAAAGUUUUCUGAGCAAGACACAGAUAUGUCUCUUCCUGUCUUGUUCCUAAUCCCUAAUAAAUUAAAUCAGGAUUGGUAGUCCUUUGUGCUCAGUGGGCUAUAUCGUGGAUUUAUUGGAUCGAUACCUUUAGAAUCUCUUUAGCAUGUUUCUGUUGAAUUUGUAGCUUUUUGGUAGUCCUUAAAAAAAGACUGAAGUUCACAUGACUAUUCUGUAUGCAAUUUUUAUUUAAAAUAUGUGUUAAAACACACAAACCUGGUUGGAAUAGUUGUGAUUAUAAACAAUGGAUUAAAACACAUAGUGUCUUGUAAAAGUAAUGACCAAAAGCUGUCCCUUGUCUAAAAUUACAUAUUCAUAAAUUAAAUUAAUCUGAUAUAAUUUAUUGUAUUGCUGCAAUUUGUAUUUCAGCUGCCAAAGAUCCAUAGCUCAGUGAUAAAAGCAUAUACUGUGCAUGGAAAGGAUUUAUAUUUAAUUCUUGGCAUUACUAGUUGAAAAGAAUGAUCAAAAAUGUGCUGUUGGUAUCAGACCAGAAUUUGCUAGCUUGAUGAUAGCAACUUCAUAUGCUCACCAGAACAUAAAGAAUAUUUUUGUCCCAA